UUGAUAACCACUCCUGACAACUCUUAACUUGACAACAUUAUCUUGUACAAUUUUUAAGUAGACACGAAGUAAAAUCUGCGAUAAAGUGCCGUUUUUAUUUAUUUUUAAGUUUAUUUUUGCAUUAAUGCUUGCAAAUUGAUUGACGAAAAGGGCUUAGUAUGUUGGACAUGGAUGAGGACUACUUCCCAGAGGAGGACAAACUUUUCUAACCGAAGAGAUGGACAAAGGAUUUAUCAACAAUUACACACCUUUGCCAGUUUUUGACCAACUAUGUACAGGGAUGUUCUUUCCUGAAGACACUUUAGCUCAACACAAGCCUUUGCCUCUCGUUCCGCUGGAAAAAUCCCUCGAAGAAGACCGCGUUCUCACCGAGGGUACAUCAACAGGCAAGGAGCCUCCUUCUGAGAAUGCCUUCUUGCUAGGCCAGCAGAGCCUUUACAUGUUUCAAGACAGCCUGGGAAUGACAGUAACAUCCGGGGUUACGACGAUUAAAAAAGAUACUUCCAACUUAAUUGGGAUAAGCAUAGGCGGUGGUGCACCAGUUUGCCCUUGCCUUUACAUCGUCCAGGUUUUCGAUAACACGCCAGCAGCAAAAGAAGGCACGUUGCAGAGCGGAGAUGAGCUUGUCGGUGUCAACGGUCAAUCGGUUAAGGGUAAAACGAAAGUCGAAGUCGCUAAAAUGAUACAAUCCUCUAAGGAUGAAGUCAGUAUAAAAUACAACAAGCUUCAUGCCGAUCCCACUCAAGGCAAAUCACUCGACAUCGUCCUGAAAAAGGUGAAACACAGGUUGGUUGAAAACAUGAGCACGUCAACAGCAGACGCACUCGGCCUUUCUAGGGCCAUACUCUGCAACGACACACUCGUCAAAAAGCUGCAGGAGUUGGAUGGGACCGAGGCGAUGUAUAGGGGCCUGGUUGAUCACACGAAGCGCGUGUUAAAAGCAUUUUAUGGCCUUUUACAAGUAUAUAAAGCGUUUGGAGAUGCGUUUGCCGGAAUCGGUGUGCGUGAGCCGCAGCCGAGGGCCAGUGAAGCAUUCAGGGCUUUUGGGGACUAUCACAGAUUAAUGGAGAAGAACGGCGUUCAAACUCUUAAAACAAUAAAACCAAUUUUAUCCGACCUUGGCACUUAUUUGAACAAAGCAAUUCCUGAUACAAAACUGACAAUACGUAAAUAUGCAGAUGCCAAAUUUGAAUAUCUCUCAUACUGCUUGAAAGUAAAGGAAAUGGACGAUGAGGAGUACUCAUAUGCGCAGCUACAGGAACCUUUGUACAGAGUUGAGACUGGCAACUAUGAAUACAGAUUGAUACUGAGAUGCAGGCAAGAUGCGAGAGCUAGGUUUGCCCGUUUAAGAUCAGAUGUGUUAGUCAAACUUGAACUGCUCGAUUCCAAACAUGUCGAAGAUGUCGUAAGGCAGCUGCAUCGUUUUGCAUCUUCUUUUGCCAAGUUUUAUGAAGAAGUCAAAGAAACCCUUGCACAGAACAGCUUAUUCCCAAUAGAAAUGGACCUGGCUAGAUCUGCUUUUCAAUACAGCAGCACAAACCAGCAGAUCCAAUAUGAAGAUGAUGAUGAUGAGUUGAUUCAGGACGGUGUCGAGGUGAAAGAAGAGCCUGCAAUAGGCCAAUUGAUCGACGGCCAGUUUCAGACGAAAGAAGACAAAGAUGAACAGAAAGAAUCAUAUCUUGAGGAGCUCAUCACAGAUAUGAAGCCGAUUCAGGUUUCAGAACCUAAGGUCGCCACACUCAUCGGCCUCGAUUGAUUCCGUCCCUAUAAUUAUAGUUACCGCUUUUUAUUUUUACCUUUGAAACCAUUUUACCCACUUACACGCUUAUUAUCUCAUGUCAAAUUUGAUUUUAUUUAAACACAAUUAUAAAUAAAUAUAUAUUACUUAAAACUUGAA
Molecule: messenger RNA, 1897 nt
Organism: Cimex lectularius (bed bug)
Lineage: Eukaryota; Metazoa; Arthropoda; Insecta; Hemiptera; Cimicidae
Gene: PICK1
Product: PRKCA-binding protein
Exons: 11
Coding region: 218-1756 (512 amino acids)
Biological process (GO): positive regulation of receptor internalization; intracellular protein transport; regulation of Arp2/3 complex-mediated actin nucleation
Cellular component (GO): synaptic vesicle; postsynaptic early endosome; trans-Golgi network membrane
Molecular function (GO): protein kinase C binding; protein domain specific binding; phospholipid binding
Source: RefSeq, a predicted model, not a curated record